UGAUCUAUAUUACAUGAUGUAUAUUACAUUAUUAGGAAAUGUCAAAAUUACAGAUACACUAGGUUUGAAAUAAACAUCGUAUUAAUAAAGCUGCACAUAAAUCAUGUUAUCCAGAGGAUUCGCCAGGUCGAACAAUAUAGUCAGAAGCCACAUCCAGUUAUGGAGGCCCGUUCGAAGCUACACAAAAGAUGCAAAAGAAGGCACCCAAAACGAAUUGGCGAACAAAAUUGUCACGGACAUGCCACCUAUGGACGAGCCGGUCAAGGGGCUUCCUAAUGCCGUUUACGCCACAUUCAAGGAAUCCAAUCAGAAAACACAGAUCACAGUAUUGCCCAAUGGUCUAACUGUUGCUUCUGAAAACAGAUUUGGAGAGUUCUGCACAGUUGGAGUUGUCAUUGAUUCUGGUUCAAGGUAUGAAGUGGCAUACCCCAGUGGAAUUUCUCAUUUCUUGGAGAAAUUGGCUUUCCAUUCAACCAGCAGGUUUGAGGAUAAGGAUCUGAUGAUGGGCACUUUGGAGAAGCAUGGUGGAAUUUGUGACAGUCAAGCAUCUAGGGACACCUUCAUCUAUGCAGCAUCUGCAUACACACAGGGUUUGGAUGAUGUUAUGCAGAUGCUUGGGGAAGUCAUCCUCAGGCCUAGGAUCACCUCAGAGGAGUUGGAGUAUGCAAGGCAGGCAAUUCACUUUGAGUUGGAAACUUUGGGCAUGAGGCCAGAACAGGAAACCUUAUUAAUGGACAUGAUUCAUGCUGCUGCAUAUAGAGACAAUACUCUGGGAUUGCCAAAGCUGUGCCCUCAGAAUAACAUUAUGAAAAUCGACAGAUCAAUGAUUUUCAACUACUUGAAGCAACACUAUACACCAAAGAGGAUGGUAGUAGCCGGAGUUGGUGUGGAUCACGCUUUAUUGGUGGAUGCGGCUCAGAAGUAUUUCGUUGAUGCCACGCCUGUUUGGGAAAACGAUUCGGAAGUGUACAAGGGAACUUCAGUAGACGAAAGCGUCUCCCAAUAUACAGGUGGAAUGGUUCAAGAAGAAUGCGAGAUUCCACAAUUUGCAUCUGCAGGUCUUCCGGUAUUAUCACACGUCAUGAUCGGCUUAGAAGGAUGCUCACACCAAGACAAAGAUUUUAUACCCAUGUGCGUGUUGAAUAUGAUGAUGGGAGGUGGCGGAUCUUUCAGUGCCGGAGGCCCCGGCAAAGGCAUGUACACAAGGCUCUACACAAACGUACUCAACAGAUAUCAUUGGAUGUACAGUGCCACAGCUUACAAUCACGCAUACUCCGAUACUGGUUUGUUCUGCAUCCACGCCAGUUCACCGCCAAACCAACUCAGAGAGAUGGUCGAAGUUAUUGUCAGGGAAAUGGUCGCCAUGGGAGGAUCCGUAUCUGAACAAGAACUGAGGAGGGCGAAAACACAAUUGCAAUCUAUGCUGCUUAUGAAUUUGGAGUCAAGACCCGUGGUGUUUGAGGAUAUCGGCAGACAAGUCUUGGCUACUGGACAUCGGAAAAGACCGAACUUCUUCAUUGACGAAAUCGAAAAAGUGAACAAGGAUCAGAUCAUGGAGGUGGCGAAGCGACUACUAAGCACACAACCCUGCAUCGCGGCCCGAGGAGAUUUGAGAAGGAUGCCACCGUUGGAUUACGUUCAGGCAGGUUUCCUGAACGGCGAGGGUAAAAUGCCCGGCCGCAAGUUAUCCUUGUUCCGGUAAAAAAAUUAUACUACCUGGAUACUUUUAAAGAACUCUUUCCAUUUCUUUUAUAAAUAACUGUUAUUCGAUAAUACCCCCCUUCCCCCAAACAAUACUUAUAAUAAAGAAGAAACUCAGAACA
This is a messenger RNA of Nicrophorus vespilloides, 1823 nucleotides long. Its product is annotated as mitochondrial-processing peptidase subunit alpha. Gene Ontology annotation, cellular component: mitochondrion. The record is from RefSeq and is a predicted model, not a curated record. NCBI's taxonomy places the organism in Eukaryota, Metazoa, Arthropoda, Insecta, Coleoptera, Silphidae. The coding region runs from base 104 to 1702 and encodes 532 amino acids. The transcript is spliced from 9 exons. Gene Ontology annotation, molecular function: metal ion binding; metalloendopeptidase activity.